Molecule: messenger RNA, 360 nt
Organism: Porites lobata
Lineage: Eukaryota; Metazoa; Cnidaria; Anthozoa; Scleractinia; Poritidae
Source: the annotation of a GenBank genome assembly
AUGUCAGUUUUUAUUCCUAAACGCAAAAAUGAUCAGUAUAGAGAAGGGCAUACGUCCUUUCUAGCUAGGUCUCAUAAGGCUACUUGCCCAGUUUCUAUCACCGAAAGGUUACUUAAGCUUUUCCCUUCAACUUGUGAGUCAUCUUCGCCCCUCGUUAGGCGAAUCGUUAAAACUAAGUCUAGGGAGUGUUUUCAUGCUUCGAGAGGAGUUUCAUAUUCAACGCUAAGAGAUGAAUUUAAGAAAUUUGUUAAAUUUGUAGGUGACAUUGCUCUUUACGGCACGCACAGUAUAAAGUCUGGUGCCGCCUCAAAUCCUGCUUGUCGGAGUGUUUCCGCUGAUCUGCUAGAUAUGCAUGCUGGC